Molecule: messenger RNA, 1320 nt
Organism: Penicillium canescens
Lineage: Eukaryota; Fungi; Ascomycota; Eurotiomycetes; Eurotiales; Aspergillaceae
Product: glycerol-3-phosphate dehydrogenase family protein
Exons: 4
Coding region: 1-1320 (439 amino acids)
Biological process (GO): glycerol-3-phosphate catabolic process; carbohydrate metabolic process
Cellular component (GO): cytosol; glycerol-3-phosphate dehydrogenase (FAD) complex; nucleus
Molecular function (GO): glycerol-3-phosphate dehydrogenase [NAD(P)+] activity; NAD binding
Source: RefSeq, a predicted model, not a curated record
AUGGGUUCUAUCGGUCCAUUCCAGCGCAAGCACAAGCUCGCCGUGGUGGGCUCCGGCAACUGGGGUACCGCCAUUGCGAAGAUUGUCGCCGAAAAUGCUGCCAGCAACCCGGAUCUCUUCGAAGAGACGGUGGAGAUGUGGGUGUACGAGGAGACUGUUGAGGUCCCCAAGGACUCGAAGAACUAUGAUCCCUCAUACGCCGGUCCUCAAAAGCUGACCGAGGUGAUUAACCGUACCCAUGAAAAUGUCAAAUACCUUGCAGGAGUUCAGUUGCCAGUCAACUUGCACGCCAACCCGUCUCUGGAGGAUGCGGUUAAAGACGGCACCAUUCUCGUUUUCAACCUGCCCCAUCAGUUCAUCAUCAAGACCUGCGAGCAGAUCAGGGGUAAGAUCCUGCCUUACGCCCGUGGUAUCUCUUGUAUCAAGGGUGUCGACGUCAACGAAUCUGGUAUCAACCUCUUCUCCGAGACCAUUGGCAAGACCCUUGGCAUCUACUGUGGUGCUCUUUCUGGUGCCAACAUUGCCAAUGAGGUUGCCAGGGAGAAGUGGUCCGAGACCAGCGUUGCCUACGACCCCCCACACAUGGACUCCAAGGCGCCUACUCCCCAGCGUUCGCCUUCCUCCUCCCAGACCAACCUUGUGGAGUUCCAGCACAAGGAUGUCUCCGGAAAGAUCUCAGAUACCAAGCUGCAGGCCCUGCCAUCAGCCUACCCACCUAUCGACCAUGCCGUCCUCAAGGCUGUCUUCCACCGCCCAUACUUCCACGUCCGUGUGGUCAACGAUGUCGCUGGUGUGUCUAUCAGUGGCGCUCUCAAGAACGUUGUUGCUCUGGCCGCUGGCUGGGUUGUCGGCAUGGGCUGGGGUGACAACGCCAAGGCUGCUGUCAUGCGUGUUGGUCUGAUGGAGAUGGUUAAGUUCGGUGACCAGUUCUUCAGCGCCACCAUUGACCAGCGCACCUUCACCGACGAAAGUGCCGGUGUGGCUGAUUUGAUCACUAGCUGCAGCGGUGGCCGUAACUUCCGGUGUGCCAUGCACAGCGUUGAACGCAACCUUCCCAUCGAGGAGAUUGAGAAGACCGAGCUCAAUGGCCAGAAGCUGCAGGGUACCCUGACUGCUUACGAGGUCAACAGCUUCCUCAAGAACCAAGGCAUGGAGGACCAGUUCCCUCUGUUCACUGCUGUUUACCGUAUCUUGGAAGGAACCAUGAAGGUUGAGGAUAUUCCUAACUUCAUUGAGCGCCCCCUUCAGGCCCGUACUCCGACUUCUACUCAAAAUUCGCAUGGUGAUGAUGGCGCUCGGUUCACUGCUGCAAGAUUAUGA